CGUGGCAGUAUGGUCGCAAAACAAAAGGCUGUCGCGUUCGGUGAUUUUUAGAGGAGGAUUUUCUCCUACAAAAUACAGCAAUUUAGGUAUAAAUAUAGCGAAAAGAACAUCGUGCAGUCAUGACAAAGUGUUUAGCAACGAUGGUGUACAUAGUACUUACGGCUCUGGUGUGCAGCCUGGGCGGAACGGAGGCUGUCCGGGCCAAGUUCGUCACCUGCGGAUCGGUCCUCAAGCUUCUCAAUGUUGCCUACAAUAUGCGACUGCACUCUCAUGACGUGAAAUACGGCACGGGAUCAGGUCAACAGUCAGUCACGGCGACAGAGAUUCAGGAGGACGCCAACAGUCACUGGAUUAUCAAGGCUAAAACCGGCAAAAUGUGUGAUCGCGGUACUCCAGUGUCAUGUGGAGAUAUCAUCCGACUGCAGCACAUGACCACGAAGAAGAACCUCCAUUCUCAUCACUUCGGCAGCCCUCUGAGCGGGAAUCAGGAGGUGUCUUGCUAUGGCGACGAUAAUGGCGAAGGAGACACUGGAGAUCACUGGGAGGUAAUCUGUUCAGGAGACCACUGGCACAGGGACUCUGCAGUAAAGCUGAAGCACGUGGAUACGAAUAUGUAUCUCGCUGUGUCUGGCCGCACAUUCGGUCGCCCCAUCAAUGGCCAAAUGGAAGUGAUGGCAAUGACCCAGCCACGAGGUGAGGGUGACUGGAAAGCCGCCGAAGGCAUUUUCCUUCACGCCAAUGAUGUCAAAGACCAUUCUUAUGCCCACACCGAGCUCUAAAGCACACUACCACUAAUUAACCUCCCCUGAGGAACUGUGUGAAUCGUGUGAAUGAAUGUGAAUUUAUUAUUAAAUUAAUCAGACGAGA
Molecule: messenger RNA, 867 nt
Organism: Phlebotomus argentipes
Lineage: Eukaryota; Metazoa; Arthropoda; Insecta; Diptera; Psychodidae
Product: stromal cell-derived factor 2
Exons: 3
Coding region: 120-779 (219 amino acids)
Source: RefSeq, a predicted model, not a curated record